CUCUUCCUUUCAGAAGAGAUAAUAUUGUGUUCUGUACAUAUAAUGUGAAUGAGUGUAUUUAUUAUCUCCAGAAAUGUGAACUAUUCAGAGGGGCCGAGGCGCGCUGCUACAGGAUCCCACGGGUUCCAUUUCUCCUCGUGGAAUUUCGGGCGUCUGCGGUCAAUCUCCUGAAUAAUUCCAUCAUUCGUCCUCUUAAUUUACACGCGUUCUACGCGUUGUCCUGCGAAAUGGACGUCUUUUGAUUUAUUUCAUCAAUGAGGAGGCUGGUACUGGAGAUCUGGCGUGUAGCGUCACGGGCGGUGUGUCGUUCCGCACAGAUCGCAUGUUGAUCACGACGCUGCUUGAUCCGGAGCUCCGCUGUCUGCGAGACGUGGCAGAUUAUAUCAUUUUACGGGCCUUUUUUCAAAGGAUGCAGAUGUAACCGUUUUUAUCUGGUGUAGCGAAAAGUAUACUGGAAGCAGGAUGUCCUUCUACGCCGUCGUUAUACUGGUCCUUUAUAUGAUUUUCUCUCUUUGGAUGGUGAGUGCAGAUGAGGACUGCUUGUGGUAUGUGGACAAAAAUGGCACCUGGCACAAUGGCUUUGACUGCCCGCUCAUAACCUUCUGCUGUGGGAACUGUCACCGCCGUUACUGCUGCCUGGAUGGCUUCAAGAUGAUCACCGAGGCGGGACAGAAGCGCUGCAUGCUUUUCCAUCUCAGCCCUUCUACUAUAGCUGGCAUUGCUUCAUCGAUCCUGCUCUUUGUGGCUGCUAUAGCAACUAUGGUCUGUUGCUUCAUGUGUUCCUGCUGUUAUCUGUACCAGCGCCAACGUGGCAGAACUCCUUAUGAAGUCCAGCAUAUUCCAAUGGUCAGCUAUCCUGUGGAGCACAUGUACGAUGCUUCUGGUAAACCCAUUGGACAUCCUGAUUAUCCUGGCUAUCCAAUGGUGCCACAAUAUCCAGGUGUCCCCCACCAUUAUCCUAUGAUGCCCCAGGGUCCUUAUCCUCCCAAUCCUCCUGACGCAGGAUACAGUCAAGCAGCUCCUCCACCAUAUUCCCCUCCACAGUACCCAGGGCACUGAAAGAGCUUUGAGGUUAUCUUAUCCAGAAGAUAACCUAUAGAAUGGGUGAUGAUGAAGAGGGCCCAUGCUUGUAUGGAAUCCUUUGUAUGAGAAACCAUUUAAAAUUAAUUUCUGUUAUUUAUUUCUUGAUUAAUUUGUGGAGUGAAGCAUGAACUGACCUCAGAAUCACCUCACAUGUCUGGAGUGUUUUCUUGUUUGAUGUACAGCUUUCAUGUGUCACUAAUCAGUGAGACUCCUCCCACUUUAAUCCAGCAACUCACAGACUCAAAAGACUGCUUUAAACGUGCCAUUAUGUUUUGUCAAACUCUCCGAAAUGGACUGUUAAAGAUGAUUUUCCUGCAGAAGAGACUGACUGCCAGUUCUGACUCAUCCAGGAUCUCGUUUUCUGUUCAACCAAAUAAGUACCUUGUGUCAUUUACACUUUAUCCUGCAAUAGACAUGCUUAGCUGUCUCUCCUGGUUUGUUUGUUGAUAAUGUGUUUAUUUGACCACUAAUUCAAUGUCACUUGCAUCAUUAACAUCAAUUCAUGCUGUACACUUUUCAUGUCUUAUAGACAGCUAACAUGUGGACAUGAAACGUGGAUGUUAUAGACAGUUAACACGAUGUAAAUAAGAGAGAACUUACAUUAGGAAGAAUUUCAUGUUUUAUAGCAUCCAACCAAACUUCAUUCUGUGCAUUUAAAGGUCGUCAACUCUUGUUAGAUCUGGCUUGAGGUUGAGCUGUAAUGUUAACGCUCCUUGGAUUUGCAUGUCCUUAAUUGUAUCUCAUGCUAUAGACCAGUUGUCAAGGGAAUCACAAAAAUGUGUGCAUUUGGUUAGCUGUCCGUUUGUGCCCUUUUUUGGUUUCAAAAAGCUUUCAAAGUAAUUUAUGUUGUUUUGUUAUGUUAUCUACAGUGAGACAAGUUUAAACAAAGUCCCUUUAGUUUUCCAUCCAAGUCUGAAUAGUUAGAUGUAAACUCAGAAUUAAGGGGAAAAAUUAUAAUUGCAAUGUCACAAUAAUGCGGUCAUUUACCAUUGUUUAGCAAAAUUUCACAGGCUAUAUUUUCAGUAUGGAUCCACACAUUCAGGAAUUUCUCAUUCUGGUGUAAGAUGUUCUAAUGCCGAUUUCACAUUGGUUUCAUUGGUCAUGCAAAUUUGCAGUGUUUAUCAAUGGAAAGAAGUGACUUCUGUUUGAGCUGUGCUUCAACACUAUUGAAAACAGACUAUGGACCAUUUUAAAGCGGGAUUUCCAUUGCCGUCAUAUUGAAUGUUCCAAUUUUUCCCAUUCAUAACCAUCAGUGGACCAUCUUAAAUUAAUUUUGAAGUUCAUCAUAAAUGUCACUUUUCAAUGAUAAAAUAGAACGUGAAUUAAAAGAAUUAGAUUCUCACUCAAAUGUGUAUCAGCUUAAAAUAAUUAUCAGAUACAUUUAAGGUGCAAUUUUGGAUUUAAAAUGAUUUCUGCUACCUCCUCAUCUCACUAUUUGUGAUGCUUUUUGUCCACAGUUUAAAUAACUUGUUAGUUAUUUAAAUUAAUGUAUAGUUAACAGUGUUGUUUUUGCUAUAAACCGCAUAUGCUACUGUAUUUGUCACUUUGGAAUGUGAAGCACAAAAAAGAAAAGGAUCUAUAAAGGUCUUUUUUACAAUGUGGAAUAUUAAUAGGUAUUUAUAAC
Carassius auratus (goldfish) is the source of this 2707-nucleotide messenger RNA. Its product is annotated as protein shisa-4-like. Bases 463 to 1059 code for a protein of 198 amino acids. Lineage: Eukaryota; Metazoa; Chordata; Actinopteri; Cypriniformes; Cyprinidae. The record is from RefSeq and is a predicted model, not a curated record. The transcript has 5 exons.